CUUAUUAAUUUAAUUUUUCUACUGCUUUUUGGGGAGUUCAUAAAAUCAUCCUAGUUGAUUGUUCAGGAAAACUUGUAUUGAAUGCUCUCUCUCUUUUCAGACGCAGAACAUUGUACCAAGUGUCCAGAAGAACAGCAUCCAAACAAGGACAGAACUCAAUGUUUACCCAAGGAUAUAACUUAUCUGUCCUAUCAGGACACCUUGGGCAUCGUUCUGGCUUCCUUUUCCCUCUUCUUCUCCAUAAUAACAAGUUUCAUUCUAGGCAUCUUUGUCAAAUUCCUACACACCCCAGUAGUCAAAUCUAAUAACCGGGGCAUCUCUUAUGUCCUCCUGGUCUCCCUUCUGCUGUCCUUCUUGUCCUCCUUCCUGUUCAUCGGAGAGCCACAGGUUGUGACAUGUCUUCUCCGACAAACGGCCUUCAGCAUCAUCUUCUCAGUUGCUACCUCAAGUGUGCUGGCCAAAACCAUCACUGUGGUGCUGGUGUUCCUGGCCACCAAGCCAGGGAAAGUGUUCAGAAGGUGGCUGGGAAAGAGCUUGGCCAACUCCAUUGUCAUUUCCUGUUCCAGUGUCCAGCUGGCCAUCUGCUCCAGCUGGCUGGCCAUGACUCCACCUUUUCCUGACUCUGACAUGUUCUCCCAGCCUGGACGCAUCAUCCUUCAAUGCAAUGAAGGGUCUAUCGUCAUGUUCUACUCUGCCCUUGGCUACAUGGGCUUUCUGGCUGCCUUCUGCUUCACGGUGGCCUUCCUUGCCAGGAAGCUGCCUGGGGCCUUCAAUGAGGCCAAGCUGAUCACCUUCAGCAUGCUGGUCUUUUGCAGUGUCUGGGUGUCCUUCGUGCCCACCUACCUGAGCACCAGGGGGAAGUACAUGGUGGCUGUGCAGGUCUUUUCCAUCUUGGCCUCCAGUGCUGGUCUGCUGGGCUGCAUCUUCAUCCCCAAGUGCUACAUCAUUGUCCUUAGGCCUGAGCUCAACAGAAGGGAGCACCUCAUGAUGAAAACUAAGCAUGGCAUCUGA
Varanus komodoensis (Komodo dragon) is the source of this 1011-nucleotide messenger RNA. Its product is annotated as vomeronasal type-2 receptor 26-like. Gene Ontology annotation, biological process: G protein-coupled receptor signaling pathway. The transcript has a single exon. The record is from RefSeq and is a predicted model, not a curated record. Bases 82 to 1011 code for a protein of 309 amino acids. NCBI's taxonomy places the organism in Eukaryota, Metazoa, Chordata, Lepidosauria, Squamata, Varanidae. Gene Ontology annotation, cellular component: membrane. Gene Ontology annotation, molecular function: G protein-coupled receptor activity.